AUCGGAGUUUCCUCAGCCUUGCCACAGAAGGCAUAAUCUCACUCUCACCCAUCUCUCCCAUCGGUUUCGUUGAGCCGAAUAAUUGCAGGAUUUUAGGGUGAGAAACCUUCUAAAUCUCGGUAAAGAAUUCACAAUGUAUCUUUACAAGAUUUCGGUGCAAACAUCAGAUCACUCUGGCGCUACGGCGGACUUGAUAGGCAAGCUGUUGCACAACUGGAGGACUCAUCACAAAAACAACAUUGCAUACAGGACCACGUUAGCUAGAGUCAUUCUUUUAUGCUUACCUGGUACUUACAUGCUAAGCUCGGUGAACGAGCUAACCGAAAUGCUGAAGUACUGCAAAAAUGGGUACAGGUCGUCACCCAACGUCUCUGAUAUUGUCCACAAAAUUGGAUAUACCAGUUUGCCAGAGGUCGAAAAACUUUCAAAAGCACUCAAACUCGGCAACAAAACUUCACAACAGACGGUUUAUGAUUUAGCCAUUGCAAGUGAUGGAAACUACGUCCUCACUAAUGAGUAUGCAUCAUUUGUUAUAGGCGCAAGGACUUUGGACGUACAUGUUACCGCAAUCAACGCCAGUAAUAGAUUAGCAAAACUGGAUCACAGGGUGCUCCAAGCUAUAUUAACCCAAAGUCGAGACAAUAAUUUAAACAGCAAUGGCGUUUCCUACGCUUCCAGAAAUAGUAAAGGCACACUGUCUAUCCAUCUUCCUGUACCGGCAGAGACAUGCAUGGACAUGGGUUAUGACUUUUACACCGAUAAAUCCAACGUUUGGGCGGUAUACUAUGAGCGCUCUGAUAGUAGAUUUAGAAUCACGAAAGUUGAACAAAAUCGCUUAAUCGACACAACCUGUGUAAACCUGCAGAAAGUCACGCUGAUCAAACCUGAAUUCAAAUUGGCAUAAGAAUACCGAUAGAGAAUUUAUAGUUAUGUGUAUUGUUAACUUUGGGAUACAUGAUAGUCUGAAUACUGUAUAGAGCUGCAUCAAUAUAUUUUUUAAUAGUAUGAAAAUAGAGUAUGCCACCAGUGUCGAAAGCUCCAUUGUACUUGUGGAACAUUGGCAUGCGAAUGCCCAACAUAUCCAGGUGAG
Molecule: messenger RNA, 1090 nt
Organism: Umbelopsis ramanniana AG
Lineage: Eukaryota; Fungi; Mucoromycota; Umbelopsidomycetes; Umbelopsidales; Umbelopsidaceae
Exons: 1
Coding region: 134-904 (256 amino acids)
Source: RefSeq, a predicted model, not a curated record